Myzus persicae (green peach aphid) is the source of this 1315-nucleotide messenger RNA. Its product is annotated as sugar transporter SWEET1-like. Gene Ontology annotation, cellular component: membrane. Bases 318 to 953 code for a protein of 211 amino acids. The transcript is spliced from 7 exons. The record is from RefSeq and is a predicted model, not a curated record. Lineage: Eukaryota; Metazoa; Arthropoda; Insecta; Hemiptera; Aphididae. Gene Ontology annotation, molecular function: sugar transmembrane transporter activity. Gene Ontology annotation, biological process: carbohydrate transport.
CCGUGCUAGACGCUAGUGUCUUGCCAGGAACCAGUAGCCAGUAACAUAAAAAUUAUUGGCGUUCGCCAUUCACUAAUUUUUAUUCCCACUAUGACACUAUCCAUUUAUAUUUAAAUAUUAUUCACUAUUAUCCCUCCCAUCAAUAACCAACAUGUUAUACCUCCUCACGUACCAAUCAAAACAAUUUUUUGUCAGAGUAUGAAAAAAAACAUUACGACAUCCGAAGGUCAGCCACACAAGUGGUCCGGCUUAUUGCUACUUCAAUAAUUGAUGUUCCUGUAUUAAUAGACUAUCUACCUAUAAUUAGUAUUGAAAACAUGAGUCUCACAGACACCAUCGGCAAGUGUGCUGCUAUUGCAACUAUUGGAACAUUCUUUGCUCCUGUUCUUAUAUGUCGAGAUAUAGUAAAAAAUAAAAGCACCAAAAAUGUUGAUCCUACACCUUUUAUUGGAGGUAUGGCUAUGUCCAUACUUAUGAUCAAAAAUGGAUUACUUAUGAAUGAUCCUAAUAUUAUACCAGUUAACAUUUUUGGAUUUAUUUUAAACUUGAUUUAUUUUUUAGUUUUUUAUUUUUUUACUGCUGAUUCGAAACCAUUACUUUCAAUGUUAACUAAAGCUACAUUAUUCACUGGUGUGUUAUGGGGAUACUCAGCAAUUGAAGAUGAAAAACUAAUUGAAUACCGUUUUGGAGUUAUUCUCACUGUAUUAAUGUUGGCACUUAUUGGAUCUCCUUUAUUUUCUUUGAAUGAUAUCAUUAAAAAUAAAGAUGCAUCAAUGCUACCUUUUCCAAUGAUUUCUUCUGGAGCUUUUGUUGCAUUCUUGUGGUUAAUUUACGGGUUGUUAAUAGACAACAUUUUUAUUAAGGUUCAAAACAUAGUUGCUGUUAUAUUGUGCUUGAUACAAUUAGGAUUAAUAUUCAAAUAUCCUAAACCAGAAAGCAAGAAACGUGAUUAAUUAACAUAGUUAAUAAUUUAAUGUAGCAUUUAUCUAUGUGUACUGUGAUUAUCUUAUGGGUCCUUUAAUAUUAUAUUAAUAUAAUAUUCUUACAUUUCCAUUAUUUUGAGUGCUAUUUUAUGUACUUAAUUAGUGAUUGGUAAGCUUUAGAUUGUUCUUAAAUUCCAAAAUGUGAUUGUCAAAGUAAUAGAUAUUAAUUACGUGCCAUCUUUUGUUUUAAAUAGCUAUAAUUACUAAAUAUUAGCAUACAAAUUACAAAUAGUCAAAAUCAUUCCAAUAAACUAAAUUAAUUUAGUUACUUAUUUCAUUGUUGUGUAGUUGUUUAAAUUAUUGUAAUCAUAAAUAAAAUUGUAGGUAUUAAA